AUGUACAAUCUUGGGCUAAGUGUUUCUUAUGAUAGGAUCCUUUCCAUAUCAACUUCAUUGGGGAACACAGUCUGCCGCCGCUACCACCAACAGAAUGUGGUAUGCCCUUCCAACUUGCGCACUGGUUUGUUCAGAACUGCUGCUGUGGAUAAUAUCGACCAUAAUCCCAGCUCCACAACAGCACAGGAUUCUUUCCAUGGCACAGGGAUAUCCAUUUUUCAAAACCUAGCAACUGAGAAGCGAGGUUCUGCUCAGCAAACCAUAUCAAUAGACAAAACCACAGUGCCAGCUUCCAAAACUGUGGAAGAGCUCUCUCACUGGGUACACAAACAUAACCCCAGUAUCCUUGCCUAACAAGUCUCCUCCAGUUCCGGAUGGAUGUGGCCCAUGCAAUGGAUCUUCACUUGUUCAUAUUCCCGAAGAAGAGGGAUUGUGGUUAGAAACCGUCAAGAGUCAUUUAGAUAAUGAAAACUCAAAUUCCGACACUGUCAUAUCAUGGGCAGCAUAUCACUCUGCUAGUCAACAGCCCACUUCUCAUCUACCUGCCAUAUCAGCGUUACUGCCCUUGUUUCCUGACAAUGCGAAGUCCGUGGCCAUGAUCGCACACGCAAUGGAUGUGAUCAAAUCAUGUGUACAUCACCUCAAUCCAAGACAGGUUCCAGUGAUAGCGUUAGAUCAGCCUCUGUAUACUGUAGCCAAACAAAUACAGUGGAACUUUAAAGAAAAAUACGGAGAAGAUAAGUUUGUGAUAAUGUUUGGAGGGCUACAUAUCGAAAUGGGCUUCCUUAAGCUUAUUGGUAGCUGGCUAGAGGGAAGUGGAUGGACGACCGCUCUAGUAGAUGCUAACAUUGCAUCAUCGGUCACGGCAGAAUCAUUUAUCAAAGCAACUAGUGUCACCCAAUCCAGAAGGGCUCAUCAGGUAACCGCGAGUAGCCUUUUCAUAUUACUUAAGAAGGCGCACAACAAUUACACUCAAGAAGCAAAUCCAGAUGAUGAUGUCCAUUCAUUUCACGACUGGUGCACUCAUCAAGCUACCAAUUGUCCGCAGUUCUACUAUUGGUACACCACAUUUAAGCUGCAACUAAUUCUCCUGAUGUUUGUUCAAUCUAUACGUUUAGGUGACUUUUCCCUCUACCGCGACACGCUUUCUCUGAUGCUUCCCUGGCUGUUUGCUUUGAACCACACAAAUUACGCCCAUUGGAUUCCAGUUCAUCUUUGGGAUAUGUGCCUACUGCCGCAAAUUUCCCCAGACGUUGCUACCGAGUUGGAGCAAGGUUUGUUCACAGUGCGUUCAGCUAUAGCAAUUGACCAUGCUCACGAGCAGAAUAACGCAAUUGCUAAAGGGGACGGAGGAGCAGUGGGUUUAACCGAGAACGCAGGUGCCUUAAGACGAUGGAUGACAUCUGGUCCUGAGAUAGCGCGGUUAGUGAAUGAGUUCGAGCUGAAUCAACCGGAAGAUAUGUCGACACACCACAACGUUCAGAAAAGUUUUCAAACCUCGUUUGGUAAUGAUGUCAAGUCAUUGGUGGCAACAUUUGAAGAGUUCGGGAACCCUUUCCUGGACCAAGGUGACGAUCUUGUUGCACUGGACACCAAAGAAGUUGCUUCGCCAGAUGCGCUAGAGAGACUCAAGAAUAUUGAGAUCAAAGGUAAAUCCCAGUGUGACGAGUUUGUGUUGGAGUGUUUGGAGGAACAUAAGAGUUCCAUAUUUGAUCGAAUCAAGCGGAACAAGCUAAGCUUUUUUACUUCUGCCCUGCCGAAGAAAACAGCAAAGUUCCAACAAUAA
Molecule: messenger RNA, 1786 nt
Organism: Paramuricea clavata
Lineage: Eukaryota; Metazoa; Cnidaria; Anthozoa; Malacalcyonacea; Plexauridae
Source: the annotation of a GenBank genome assembly